This is a messenger RNA of Arachis duranensis, 1070 nucleotides long. Its product is annotated as stress-response A/B barrel domain-containing protein UP3. NCBI's taxonomy places the organism in Eukaryota, Viridiplantae, Streptophyta, Magnoliopsida, Fabales, Fabaceae. The coding region runs from base 177 to 980 and encodes 267 amino acids. The record is from RefSeq and is a predicted model, not a curated record. The transcript has a single exon.
CUACUUUUGCACUAUCUGGUUGCUAGGGCUGUUUUAUGGGCAUGGGCUGGGGCCCAAUAUAUUACACCGGAUUUACAGGGAUUCCAUGAGCCCAUGAAAUAUUCCAUGGGCCUAAGGUGUGGUUGGAAAUAAAAAGGUGGAGAAAUCACCCGGUUGCAAUUACGCUAAGCUGUAAAAUGCUGGGUGUCAGAACUCAUCUGUCAGUGCCGGCUUUCUCAUCCUCCAAACACCUUCUCCGUCAGCAUCUAAAACCACACUCCUACUCAUCUGCAUCAGCAUCUAGACCCUCAAUCAAGAUGACGUCAUCAUCAACACCAACCCAGUCAGUGGUGGAGCACAUCGUGCUCUUCAAGGUCAAAGAUGACACUGAGCCUUCCAAGGUCUCUGCGAUGGUCAACGGUCUCAGCUCCCUCCUCUCCCUCGACCAGGUACUACAUCUCACGGUGGGCCCCGUCCUCCGCAGCCGCUCCUCCACCCUAACCUUCACUCACAUGCUCCACAGCCGCUACGCCACAAAGCAGGACCUCGACGCCUACUCCGCCCACCCUAGCCACGUCAGUGUCGUCAAGGGAAAUGUCCUUCCCAUCAUCGAUGACAUCAUGGCCGUCGAUUGGGUCUCCCCUGCCCUCCCCGCCGACCACCUACUCACGCCGCCGGGAUCGGCCAUCCGCGUGAGCUUCCUGAAGCUUAAGGAGAACGCCGGUGAUCACUCCAAGGACGAGAUCUUGGGGGUUAUCGGAGGCAUGACGGAGAGAUUCAAGCAGAUCAGUCAGCUGAGUGUCGGUGAGAAUUUCUCGCCGGCGAGGGCGAAGGGUUACUCGAUUGCGUCCCUGGGGGUUUUUCCGGGGGUGGAGGAACUGGAGGCGGUGGUUUCAAAUGAGGAUGUGGUGAAUGCUGAGAAGGAUAAGGUUAGGGAUCACAUAGAGAGUGUGGUGGUGGUUGAUUAUGUUGUUCCACCUACUCAAUCUGCUAGCCUUUGAUUGAACAUGCACUCCAACUGUUUGAUCAAUGUCCUUGAGUUUCUAUGUGCUCAUUUAAUAAAUUAUUAUGCAUGUAUUUGGAGGAGUAAA